GCCUGGAGCUCCAUCUGUGUGUGUGUGUGUGUGUCUGGCUGCUGAUCAGGUGGAGAUCAAUCUUCUUCAGAGAGCGGAGAUCCACCACCGGACCCUGCUGCUCCAGCCUGGCUCCCACUCCUGCACGGGGAUCUCCCCGGACUACCGGCUGCACCCACCGGCUGCAGGACAGUGCCAGCCCCGGUCCUGGUCCCGGUCCUGGUCCCGGUCCUGGUCCUGCAGACUUCAGCGCGGCGGCGGCGGCGGCAGCAGCAGCAGCGGAUGCGGUUCAUGACUGAGUUAUUUUGCGUCACAGGAGGCAGCAGGAUGCUGUGGCUGCUGCUCUGUCUGCUUCCUGUGGCGAGCUGCAGCUCCACCGAUGCUCAGGACGCCGUAUACCUGGAAAAACCAGACCAUGAGUCAGUCGCCGUGACGACAAGGCCUCACAUCUUUAACUGUCGCUCGAAAAACAUGGAGGACUUCGCCUGCUGGUGGCGUCCAUUGGACAACCUGACAGAGACGGAGGAGGUCACCUACGUCCUAACCUACUCCAUAGAACAGGGGCCCAGUCAUGAAUGUCCAGACUACACGAGCGCUGGUCCCAACAGCUGCCACUUUGACAAAAGCCACACCAACGUGUGGAAGAUCUACUGCAUCAACGUGACGGCCGUCACCGCCCACAGGAACUACACUUCCCAGCAGCGCUGCCUGGACAUAGCAGAUAUUGUUCAGACCGAAGCUCCAGUCAACCUGACCUACCAACUGGAAGACACCGGUGGACACGAGGUGGGACACACUGCACAUCUGUCCUGGGAGUACCCGGAACCAUCGGACCUGCAGUACGGCUGGAUCACACUGCUCUACGAGCUGCAGUACAGAAGUGUCGACGAGUCAGAAGACUGGAAGGUUAAAUUCCCGCUGAACGAGCCUCACGUGAAGCUGCUCGGCCUCCCCGUCGGUGACUAUGAGAUCAGAGUUCGCUGCCGUUCAAAAAACUAUGGCCUGUGGAGCAAAUUUAGCUCCCCACUGUUCAUGAGCAUCCCAUCCAAAACAACCACAGGGAAGCUGGUGGUGAUGAUCCUGGUGACGAGCGUCAGUGUGGUGUCUCUGCUGGUCAUCGGCUUUGGUGUUGUUCCACAGAGCAGAAGAAUAAAAGACUUCUUCCUGCCGCCGAUCCCUAAACCGAGGAUCAUGGGCAUCGACCCGCUGCUCCUGGAGAAGGGUCACCUGGAUGAAAUCAACCGUCACUUCAGCACCUUCCACAGCUACUGUCCUCCCAGCUACACAGAGGACGUGUGGGACCAGGUCAGCACCGACAGCUUGUGUUUCUCCGUGUCAAAGGACUCCAGUGUCCCGGCAGCCAACACAGACCAGGACAAAGAUCCUCUCAUGGUUCCAUGUGACAUAAAACCUGUCGCUGCCCGUGUUCAGGUUCUGGCCCAGAACCCGUCCUCAUACGUGCAGAGUCCGUCUCCGUACUGCUCGUCCCCUCCCGACGCCUUCACUCCUCCACUUCCUGUCUCGUCUCUGUGGCCAAACCCCGAGCUCCCGCCGCUGCCGGACUACAACGUGAUCGGACACGACAACUCUUUAACUCCUCCCGACUCCACCGCCGUCACCGCCGGGCACUCCCCCCCGGACUUCUACACCUGCGUCCAGCUGGUCAAUGAAAGCAGUCAGCUGCAUCUGGUGCCGUACAUCUCCACGCCCUACUGCAGCGAGUUCCCGCCUCCGCUGGGCGUCGACGUCAGCGCGGGCGAGAAGGAAGAAAAGAAGAAGAAGAAACUCGCAGAAUACCAAGCCAGGAAGAAUGUGACCAAUGAGCAGAAAUAGGCUGAGAGCGGCGGUGAAGUGGUCGUGCCUCUGCUGCCCGUCGCCGUGGACAACUAAAGCUAAGCACAUGCACAAAAACACUCUGUUGUUAACGUCACACUUAUUUAAAUGUCGUUGAAUUUCAAACGUGACAAAAAAACACGUUCUUGCUCCAAGAACACGUGAUGUUUGACAUGUUUUACUCUCUGUUUCUCUGCUCACACACACGGACCAAGAUCUGUUCAGGUGACAUGUUCUUAAAGGAAUAGUCUGGGAUUUCUUUGAAGCCUGGUCGUACACAGAUCCACAUUCUCAGUGAAAACAUGACUGAUUUUACUAUUACUAUUUCACUAUUUAACAGACUUUUCCAACAGGAAAGUGCAGUUUGUAAACCACUCACUCUCCCACACCAAAGCCCAUAGAGGAAAUCAGUGCUUUUAACAUCACAGCACACACAAGUUGUUGAUCCACUGCUGCCUCCAUCACUAAGUUCAAAUGUCUUAUUUUGUUAAUUCGGCAUUUUGAUUAACUUCAGUGACACAAAGUGGCCACACGAGGCAGCAGAAGACUAGCAGCUCCUGUGUUCCUGUGAGCUAAAAUCACUGCUUUUCUCUAUGGACUUUGGUGUGGGAGAGUGAGUGGUUUACAAACGUGAGUUUCCUGUUGGAAAAGUGUCUCACUGUGAGAUAAAGACGUGAACAUGUUCUUAAGAUAUCAUGGACUUGAGUUUAUUAAAUGAGAGUAAGAAUUUUUCCAAACCCACAACCUUUCAUUGAAGAAAAAUAACAAUAAAUCUAUAAAAAGUAAGACAGAAAAAAAGUCAUAAUCACAUGAUCAUUAUCACAUGUUGCUUCUCUUUAUCUGUGCUUGUCUUUAUAAAACUCACUUUCAGGGUCGUCCAUCUUUUCUCAGGAAAAUUAAAAAGUGCAAUGUCCUUUGAGGUGUGGAGCAGACUUGAUUGACAGCUGGAAACAUUGUUGAGUUACAGUUUGUAAUGUUCCACAGGAAAAUAAGCUCGUUUUUCUUUAACCACACGUCGUCUGUUAGUCGUCCUGCUGUUGAACUGAUGACAGAGAGAGUUUUUCAUGUCCUCGCUCGUGCUGUAAACUCAGGUCUGAUGACAUUUUUCCUGCUUUACAUGUUGGCAAAAAAGUGCCAAAAAAGACAAAGUGACAGGAAGUGACGCCUGCGAGCACCAAAGACGAGGCACAGAGCGUCAGACUUUUCACCAUGAACUCUUUUACGCCUUCACAGCUGGGAAAGUUGUUGAUGUUUUCAGUGGUUUAGAAUAGUGAUUGAAUUUAAUGUCAGUGUUUUCAAAAUAGACUUUUCCAACAGGAAAGUGAAGUUUGUAAACCACUCACUCUCCCACACCAAAGCCCACAGAGAAAACCAGUGAUUUUAACAUCACACACACAGGAGUUGUUGAUCCACUGCUGCCUCCAUCACUGAGUUCUAAUGUCUUAUUUUUUUAAUUCAGCAUUUGAAUUAUUUAAUUUAGACUUACCUCAGUGACACAAAGUGACCACACGAGGCAGCAGCAGAUCAGCAGCUCCUGUGUCCACGCAAGCUAAAAUCCUUGAUUUUCUCUGUGGGCUUUGGUGUGUGAGAGUGAGUGGUUUACAAACUUCAGUUUCACCGUCAUCACCUGUGAUGAUGAAGAGCUCAGUCCGCUGUGAUGUCGUGCUGUCUGUGUGUUUGUCUCAGUGAUCUCUGUAUGUGCCUUUUUGUUCAAAAUGAAUGUGCCGCCUCACGAAUGUGUCAUUCACUCGUUCACCGUGACACAGUGAGCUCAGCACACACUGUGUCCUCUCACACUGAUGCGCUUUGGGUUUUUGUUUCAUGCAAUAAAAACAUCAAACG
Messenger RNA from Solea solea (common sole), 3654 nucleotides. RefSeq names its product prolactin receptor-like. Gene Ontology annotation, cellular component: external side of plasma membrane. Gene Ontology annotation, molecular function: protein binding; cytokine receptor activity. The coding region runs from base 262 to 1812 and encodes 516 amino acids. Lineage: Eukaryota; Metazoa; Chordata; Actinopteri; Pleuronectiformes; Soleidae. The transcript has 9 exons. Gene Ontology annotation, biological process: cytokine-mediated signaling pathway. The record is from RefSeq and is a predicted model, not a curated record.